Molecule: messenger RNA, 2024 nt
Organism: Protopterus annectens (West African lungfish)
Lineage: Eukaryota; Metazoa; Chordata; Ceratodontiformes; Protopteridae
Product: telethonin-like
Exons: 2
Coding region: 166-717 (183 amino acids)
Biological process (GO): cardiac muscle tissue morphogenesis; skeletal muscle contraction; cardiac muscle contraction
Cellular component (GO): Z disc
Molecular function (GO): titin binding; structural constituent of muscle; titin Z domain binding
Source: RefSeq, a predicted model, not a curated record
CUUUCACAAGGUCUUGCCAGGCCAAAGAAAUGUGGAUUAAACUGCAGUAACCAAAAUAGAUACAGUUGUGUUACUUAAGCGGCUUGUGUAACAUGGUUUGUUCCAUUUUACAGGUGAAAGCUACACUUAAAGUCUUACCCUUAACUGUGUUCUGUAUAUUUCAAGAUGUACCAUCCAGCUUCAGAAAACAGAAACACUCUGAAUAUUACUGCUCUAAGCAGUAACGUGGAGGAACAAGAUACAGCAAAGAAGGAGUAUUACAGCCUAAGUUGGGAGAAUGUCAUAAUGGGGACAAGAAUCGAAGAAAGGACAACUUUGUCAGAUCACAAUAAUUUACAAAGAGAACAUUAUGAGAAGAAGCAGCAGAUGGUUUUCCUUGUGCAGAUGUCACCAGAUCAGAAAAUGAAAACAGGGCGACUUGGAGAAAAGAUGGUAGAGUACCAACUGCCCUACAAGAAAGUGCUUCCUGUUCCCGUUUUCAUGCCACCUAAAGUUCAAGAUUCCAGAUCUCAGAGGACAGCAACACCAGAAGAGCUUAGAGCCAUGGAAAAAUUUGAGAAUGCCCUGUCAGAUGAGACAGGCACAUAUAAAAGACAUGUUGAUGACAUCAAGAAGGACAUGCCAAAGGUUGUACAGCCAAGCAGGCUGAACGUCAGAAUUUCUAGCCUGCUAUCUCCUCCUCCCAAAGCACAGCAGCAUUCAGAGGUCAGACACUGAAUUAGAGUCCCAAUCAUUCAUAAUGCAUCUUUUAGCUGAAUCUGUCACAGAAAUGUUCCUGUGAAUGUAUUUAGACGGUCUUAAUUUGUACAGUCAUUUUCAGAAGCACUGUGAAUGUAAAACAGCUUUAACUUUUAGUUAUACAUGUGCCAUUUGAUUAUGUCUUAAUAUUUAACAGCAUGCAAUGAUCUAGAUAACUUUAAUCUAUGGUUCUAAUCACAUAAAAGUAAAAGACAGUGAGCUCUUUCAAUCUAUGAUUUUUUUAUUUCAAAACUGUUAAGAGAUGUAGUUCUAUGUCUCCAGGCAUUAGUAUUUUUAUGAGUCCUCAAAUAACAUUUGCUCCAUUGCUUUCUUUAAAGCCAGCAAACAGGAUUGUACUUUGAGGAAACUUUGAAUUUCCUGCAGAUGAUAAAUAACUCUUUCAGAUUUUCACAUCAACAUGUUCUUCUAUAGUGUUGCAGCCUCAAUUAAUCGAUGCAGACUGAUGUUAGAAGGACUGUAGAAUAUAUAUCCCUUUUUGGCCAAACAUUCUUGAAUGGUGCUGGAAAUUUUAUUUCUUUUUUUUUUUUUUUUUUUUUUUUUUUACAUUGAAGGCAUGUCACAACAGCUGUUGGACUGUGAAGCUUGUCACAUUAAGGAAUUCUGUUUCAGUCUUUGGCCUUGCAGAAACUAGCCAUCACAAGUUCUUGAUGAUUUAAACUGUCAUUUUUAUACAACUAGUCCUAGUCACAUGAACACCAACACAAUUUAACUCUCCUAAUACUGAUUUUCACAAGAUUAGGAUGAAAUCUACUUUCAGGGACUUACUUAACACUUUUGUGAGAGAAAUGUUUUUCUCUUUUUUCUCCAGUUUUUGAAUGACACCAGGCCAGUGAAAAUGGUAAAACAAUUCCUUUAUGGAUCUGCUUCCACUGUAUUGAGAUAGUCUAACACAUUUUGGGGUUCAUGUUAAUUCAAACUUAAAACCUUAAAAUAUGCAGUACAAGAUGUCAAAAAUAACAUCAACAAAUACACCAAAGCAUUGUGUUGUGUCUGAUAUAUGUAAUAUCAUUUAAAGCUGUAGAAGCUGUCCCUUUGAUAUGUUUCUUAUCAUAUGCUUUUAACUUGAGUACUAUUUUGUGGUUUAAAAUCUGUUUUUGUAUUUACCAUCACAGUUACUGACACGUUUCAGCUUUAAUUACUGACUGGUUUAUGAAGACAUGUUAUUUUGAUGAAAAAUAUUUAAACAUGCCAUUAAGAUUGAAAAUCAAAUCCAUUUGAAGGUAAAACAAUUUGUACAAUAAAGUCUUAAGUGUUUUGUUGAUCCA